Messenger RNA from Diospyros lotus (date-plum), 2082 nucleotides. RefSeq names its product peter Pan-like protein. Gene Ontology annotation, cellular component: preribosome, large subunit precursor. The record is from RefSeq and is a predicted model, not a curated record. Gene Ontology annotation, biological process: rRNA processing; ribosomal large subunit assembly. Gene Ontology annotation, molecular function: rRNA binding. The transcript is spliced from 8 exons. The coding region runs from base 515 to 1525 and encodes 336 amino acids. NCBI's taxonomy places the organism in Eukaryota, Viridiplantae, Streptophyta, Magnoliopsida, Ericales, Ebenaceae.
UUUGACCCCAGCCCACCCCCAGCCCCCCCUCUGAAAACCCUUCUCUUCUCCACUUCUUCUUCCUCUCCCGACCUCACUCUCGCUCUCUCUCACCCUCGCCGCCUCUCGCUCUCUGCCUCCUCUCUCUUUCUCGUCCGGCGUCUGCUCGCGCUGGCCCUCGCUCUCUGCAUCUCUCUUGCUCGCGCUCGCCCUCGGCCCCUCGCUCUCUUCAUCUCUCUUGCUAGCGCUCGCCCUCGGCCCCUCUUGCUCUCGCCUGUCGCUUGCCCUCGCUCUCUGCCUCUCUUGCUCUCGCUCGCCCUUUUCUCUUGCUCUCGCUCGACCUUUCUCGCUCUCGCCGGCCCUAGCUUUUGCGACGCUGCCUCUCGGGUCUCGGCUCUCGGCGUCUCGCCCUCUUGCUCGCCCCGACGCCCUCUGCUCUGCCUCUCGGCCUUGCCCUUGCUCGCUGCCUUGCUUCAUUCGAUUGAGAGCUAGUCUCACUCGGUUGAAUUAGGGCUCUGGAACAUCCAUUGAGACGAUGGCACGUUUUUGUAAUAAGAAGAAGAAGGCAUUUGUAAAGCCAGUUGUGAAGAGGAAGCAGACAAGUGUUGAUCAGAUCACAGGUGAGAAAAUCCCAAAAAGCUUUGUCUUUUCAAGGGGGAAGUUGCCCGGUUCUCUUAGACAAUUGCAGAUUGACUUGAGAAAGUUGAUGCUUCCGUUUACAGCCCUUAAGCUUAAGGAAAAGAAAAGAAACAAUCUCAAAGACUUCCUGAACAUUGCAGGACCGAUGGGUGUUACACAUUUCCUCAUGUUAUCAAAGACUGAAACGGCACCUUACUUGAAGGUUGCCAGGACUCCACAAGGGCCAACACUAACAUUUAAAAUAAAUGAGUACUCAUUGGCAGUUGAUAUUGCUCAAUCUCAAGUGCGCCCUAGAUGUCCUCAAGAUCUUUUCAAGAACUCACCCUUGAUUGUUCUUUCUGGUUUUGGAACUGGAGAACAACACCUGAAGCUCACAACUGUUAUGUUUCAGAACAUCUUUCCAGCCAUUGAUAUCAACACAGUCAACCUUUCUUCAUGCCAGAGAAUUGUGUUGCUAAAUUAUAAUAAAGAGACAAAGUUGAUUGACUUUCGGCAUUAUUCGAUCCGUUUGCAACCUGUUGGUGUCUCACGGAGAAUCAGAAAGUUUGUGCAGAACCAUCAAGUGCCUGACUUAAGAAGUCUUCAAGACGUGAGUGACUUUGUUACCAAGGCUGGUUACGGAUCAGAAAGUGAAGCAGAUGAUGAGGCAGCAACUGUAAGUCUAGCAAGUGAUCUUGGUAGAGUAAAUCGAGCUUCCACUAAAAGUGCUGUCAAGCUUCAGGAGAUUGGACCCAGGAUGACUCUUCAGCUCAUCAAGAUUGAAGAAGGAUUGUGUGCUGGUGGAGUUAUAUUUAGUGAAUACGGAAAUCAUGCCGAGAAAAACCAGGCAAUAGAGGAAGAGGAAGACUUAGAAGAAGAAGGAGCAGAAGGGGAAGGGGAAGAGCAGGAAGAUAUGGUAGAAGAUUAGCUUCCAGCAAUUUUAUUUGGUGAUGGGACUUAGGAGGCAGUCCAACUCUUGAGUGUUGGAACAAUUUUCUCUUAUGUUUCCUUUUUUGUUUGCAUUUUAAAGGAAAAUGAGGUAUAGGUUUAAUCCUAAGAAAAGUACUACUUUUUUCAAAGUAUCUUGCUUUAAAUUUUCUUUGGUAGUAGAACUUGGCCUUUCUGCAAGGAAUUUUACGACUGCCCUCCCAGGGGUUUACUGUUGAUUCAACCAGUGAGAUUGUAUCCCCAGGAGCGAAAGAAACCAACUCUGUGGUGUAUUUAAGGCAUUCUGAGAUGCUACAAGCAAGUUUUCAGUUACACCUAAUUUCCAUAAAUGAAGUCUCUUCAUAGAAUUGCCGAGUUUGGUUACUGGCAAAUCAGUUUUAUCUCCUUAAUGGGUGCUUGUAGUAAUAUGUACUAGAUACCUAGAUCUUGAAAUGAUUUCUUCUUCCUUGGCUUAUAAACCCACUCGCUCCCCUAUGUAAGUUAAUUCUGUGUUCAAUUUCCAAUCAUAUCAAGAGUGAGGAUGCUCUUUCUGAAACA